Molecule: messenger RNA, 3947 nt
Organism: Xyrauchen texanus (razorback sucker)
Lineage: Eukaryota; Metazoa; Chordata; Actinopteri; Cypriniformes; Catostomidae
Gene: pgghg
Product: protein-glucosylgalactosylhydroxylysine glucosidase
Exons: 14
Coding region: 56-2134 (692 amino acids)
Biological process (GO): carbohydrate metabolic process
Molecular function (GO): catalytic activity
Source: RefSeq, a predicted model, not a curated record
CGGCAACUUUUCUGCAGAUAAAAGUUUCAUACAUCAAAGGUGGAAUUCCCCAAGAAUGACCUCUGACCCGGUUGACCUAUACAUCUUCACCUCUGACACGCUACCCUCUGACCCUCGCUUCAUGCCACCGCUUGCCAACGGCCUGCUGGGAUGGAGUGUGUUUAAUAGAGUUAUGCAUAUGAGCGGGGUUUAUAAUGGGGAGGGCGGGGACUGUCACCGUGCCAACAUUCCUUGUCCACUGGCGGUUCAAAUGAAGACUGAGGAAGUAGGACAACACAUGUACAAGUUAGAUAUGCGCUCAGGUAUAUUCUCUCAUACCGUAGUCACUCCUCAUGUUGAGAUUUCUCAGGUUUUGUACGCUCACCGGCAGCACUCAAAUAUUCUAGUCAUGGAAGUUUUCCUGAAGCGUUUAGUGUUGAGUGCUGAACCAAUCACGAUUCAGCUAGAGAGUUUUUUCAACCCCCAGAGUGAUGACAUCACUUUCCAGAACGCGCCAGACUACAAGGGUGGAAGGCACAUAUUUGGACAGACCUUGUCUUCCGAAAUCCCUGAAGGAAUCCGUCCAUUUGUGCACCUGAUCUGGACGCCCAUCGCAUCUGCUCUUACACACCCUCCCGAUCAGAGCCAAUCCAAUUGGGUUUUCCUGGUUGCUGUGGCCAACACCAGCGAGAAUGCCCAAUCAUAUUUUGAUACUGGUUUGGAGCUUAUUGCUACUGGUGACUUACGUCCCUCCCACCUGAGAAGCUGGGCGGAGCUUUGGAUGGGGAGCAGCAUUGAGGUGGUGGGACCAGAAAGCCUGAACCGUGCUCUGAUUGGCUGCAUGUUUUAUCUUCUCGGUGCAUUCCCAUCUUCAAGUGAAGCAACUAGUUCUUUUGGGGGGGUUAGUCCUGGGGGCUUGUCAACUGGGAGCAAAGAAGAGGAUUACCACGGGCAUGUGUUCUGGGACCAGGACACAUGGAUGUAUCCUGGUAUUGCACUGUUUUAUCCCAAUCUGGCAAAGGCGGUACUACAAUACCGUGUAAAAACCAUAGAGGGUGCUCAAGCAAAUGCCCAACAGAUGGGAUUCAAGGGGUUGAAGUUUGCUUGGGAAAGUGCAGUAACGGGCCAAGACGUGUGUCCAGAGGACGUAUAUGCAGAGCAAGAGAUUCACAUCAAUGGAGAUGUGGUUUUCGCAUUCGAACAGUACUUUUACCUCACACAGGACCUUGAAAUGUUUAAGGAAGGUCGGGGCAGCGAGGUGGUUUGGGGCGUUGCUGACUACUGGGUUUCCCGGGUAACUUGGGACCCCACUGACCAGCAGUAUCACAUUAAAGGGGUGAUGCCUCCUGAUGAGUACUACUUCAAUGUUGACAACUCAGUGUUCACAAAUGCUGUCGCCCAACGCAGUCUGCGGUUUGCUUUGGAGUUGGCCAACAUUUUAGCACAGCCCGCUCCUCCUGAGUGGCAGGAAGUUUCAGACAAGAUAAAAAUUCCAUUUGACUCAAAACUGCAAUAUCACCCAGAGUUUGACAGCUACAUUCAGGGUACUGAAGUCAAGCAGGCGGACACAGUGUUGCUCGGAUACCCUCUUGGUAUUCCCAUGACCUCAGAGGUCAGACGGAAUGAUCUGGAAAUCUAUGAGGCCGUCACAAAUCCCCUUGGUCCGGCCAUGACCUGGGGCAUGUUUGCUGUGGGUUGGCUUGAACUUGGUGAGACUGAAAAUGCACAAAAACUUCUGCAAAAAUGCUUCAAAAAUAUCCAGAAACCAUUCCAGGUAUGGAGUGAGUCAUCUGAUGGUUCUGGUUGUGUAAACUUCCUCACUGGUAUGGGCGGUUUUCUGCAGGCAGUGCUCUUUGGUUACUCUGGCUUUAGAGUGCAGAAGGAGUGCCUUGCCUUUGCUCCAUUGCUGCCACAGGAAGUUGAUGCACUCAUUGUAAAAGGUGUGAGUUACCUUGGCAAUAAGAUGGAUUGGUUAAUAAAAGGUGAUGAAGUGAGCGUCAUGGUAAGGAAGCCAGCAGAGGAUUCUGGGAGUAAGGAACCGUAUGCUCUGGAAGUUGUCCUAGACACUGGAACCACAAUCCCACUUAUUCCAGGACAGUCAGUGACGUUUCCACGGCAACCUGGUCAGAUCCGUAAACAGAAUUCCGGAUCUUAGUGUUGGCUUCUCUGAUUUGUCCACAUCAUAAACCACUACUUAAAGAUCUCUGUCUGUGUGUUUAUGUACUAAUUUCUAUAAGUAUGAAAAUAACAAUCCUUAGAUUUUAUAUUUACAGUUGAAGUCAGAAAUUUAAAUACACUUAGGUUGAAGUUAUUAAAACUCAUUUUUUAACCACUCAAUAUAUUUCAAAUUAGCCAAUGAUAGUUUUGGCAAGUCGUUUUGGACAUCUACUUUGUGCAUGACUUGAGUCAUUAUUCCAACAAUUAUUUACAGACAGAUUGUUUCACUUUUAAUUGACUGUAUCACCAUUCCAGUGGGUCAGAAGUUUACAUACAGUAAUUUAACAGUGCCUUUACGCAGUUUGGGAAAUUCCAGAAAAUUAUGUCAAGCCUUUAGACAAUUAGCUUCUGAUUUGAGGUGUACUGAACUGGAGAUGUACCUGUGGAUGUAUUUUAAGGCUUAUCUUUAGAUUCGUUGCCUGUUUGCUUGACAUCAUGGGAAAAUCAAUAGAAAUUAGCCAAGACCUCAGAAAAAAAUUGUAGACCUCCACAAGUCUGGUUCAUCCUUGGGAGCAAUUUCCAAAUGCCUGAAUGUACCACGUUCAUCUGUACAAACAAUAUUACGCAACCAUGGGACCACGCAGCCACCAUACCGCUCAGGAAGGAGACUCAUUCUGUCUCCUAGAGAGGAACGUAGUUCGGUGCGAAAAGUGCGAAUCAAUCCCAGAACAACAGCAAAGGACCUUGUGAAGAUGCUGGAGGAAACUGGUGGAUGAGUAUCUAGAUCCACAGUAAAACGAGUCCUAUAUCGACGUGACCUGAAAGGCUGCUCAGCAAGGAAGAAGCCACUGCUUCAAAACCGCCAAAGAUCUUACUUUUUUGAGAAUUGUCCUCUGGUCUGAUGAAACAAAGAUUUAACUGUUUGGCCAUAAUGACCAUCGUUAUGUUUGGAGGAAAAAGGGUGAGGUUUGCAAGCCGAAGGACACUAUCCCAACCAUGAAGCAUGGGGGUGGCAGCAUCAUGUUGUGGGGGUGCUUUGCUGCAGGAGGCACUGGUGCACUUCACAAAAUAGAUGGGAUCAUGCAGAAGGAAAAUUAUGUGGAUAUAUUGAAGCAACAUCUCAAGAUAUCAGCCAUGACGUUAAAGCUCGGUCGCAAAUGGACAAUGACCACAAGCAUGCCUCCAAAGUUGCUAGCUUUGGAAAUGGCUCAAGGACAACAAAGUCAAGGUAUUGGAGUGGCAAUCACAAAGCCCUGACCUCAAUCCGAUAGAAAAUGUGUGGGCAGAACUGAAAAAGCGUGUGCGAGCAAGGAGGCCUACAAACCUGACUCAGGCACACCAGUUCUGUCUGGAUGAAUGGGACAACAUUCCAGCAACUUAUUGUGAGAAGCUUGUGGAAUGAUCCCCAAAACGUUUGACCAAAGUUAAACAAUUUAAAGGCAAUGCUACCAAAUACUAACAAAGGGUAUGAAAACUUCUGACCCACUGGGAAUGUGAUGAUAGAAAUAAAAGCUGAAAUAAAUCAUUCUCUCGACUAUUAUUCUGACAGUUCACAUUCUUAUAAUAAAGUAGUGAUCCGAACUGACCUAAGACAGGGAAUGUUUUCUACGAUUAAAUGUCAGAAAUUGUGAAAAACUGAGUUUAAAUAUAUUUGGCUAAAGUGUAUGUAAACGUCUGACUUCAACUGUAAUCAAAACUUGAUUGAAACAUUCUGUACUUGAUAGAAAAUACAUUGUAUUUCCAGGUUCAUCUUUGUAAUAAUGCUAAUUACUUUAUAUACCACUUUUUGUGUUUUGUAAUAAUGCCAAAUA